Molecule: messenger RNA, 2012 nt
Organism: Xylona heveae TC161
Lineage: Eukaryota; Fungi; Ascomycota; Xylonomycetes; Xylonales; Xylonaceae
Exons: 3
Coding region: 314-1666 (450 amino acids)
Biological process (GO): tRNA-type intron splice site recognition and cleavage
Cellular component (GO): tRNA-intron endonuclease complex
Source: RefSeq, a predicted model, not a curated record
AUUUGAUUAGAUUGAUUAGAUGCCUUCCAAGGCGGUGUGCUCAAUCCAUGCGCACAGCCGAUUGAGCUUAGAAUCUUAGUCGGAGAAAUCACCCAGUUUACGCCGACCCGCAGUCUGAGCAGAAAGUCUUGAAUGUCGCAGCAGUUCAACGGAGCUUUAAAAGAGGUAUAGAAAGGACUCCAAAAGACAGGACUUGCGAAAUUCAUUUGUUCACCAAUCCGAGGAGUUAUUUGGAGAGCGCAAGUCGACUCAUUGCUAGUGUCCAUCUCUUUGCGCAGUCUUCUGCGCGAAACAAUUCCGGCUUCUACGCACAAUGGCCGAUGCGGAUGAAGAUGUCGUCGUCUUUUCUGGACAAGGGCCUCCGGGGGAAAUAGACCUGUCUGACGAAACUCAGGAUUUUCGGUUCUUGCAAAACUUCUCACAAGAUCCAGACCAAGGAAAGAUCCCUAAACGUGGCGUAAAGGACUUUGAGCCCCAUGGCACUUCCUACCAAGAGUCCGUCCUCGCCGCCAGCCGGCAGGCUAUGCACAAUGCUCUCAACUGCACACGAACACACGCCCCGAAAUCACAUAUCAUCGGAUACUAUCACCCAGAAACCAACCUCACUCGAGUUUCUGUCCCCAAGGGACCUCAUUUCAAGAACAUGGGCAAGGCCGACCGCUCGGGCCAUAUCUGGCUGCUCCCCGAAGAGGCAUUAUACCUGAUAGAGCGGGGAAAUCUGGACAUGAGGUGGCCAAAGACGGAGCAUGAUGAAGGUGUCCCUGGAGCCGAAGAUGGGCUGCCGAUGAGUCUGCAGGGGGCUUAUGCCGCGAUAUUCGGAUUCGAAGAGGAACUAGGCGGCGCUUUGACACUAGAGAGAUACUUGGUCUAUGCUGGUCUCAAAAGGUGCGGGUUUGCCGUUAUCCGGGCAGACAGCUGGGAUUGUCCCGGUGAAGGCGAAUUCGGUGGCGGCGUGUAUGAUCCUCCGACUGACGCAUGGAGCUCGGGGUUACUUGGGAUGUUUACACGCCUGUUCAGCGGACUCUGGUGGGGUAAAAACAGUGCGCAUGCUCACUGGACGCCUUCAACAUCCGCUCGAAAAUUAGGGCCGCUUGUCAAGCCUGGUCUGUAUAGAAGUUACAAUGACAUAUACCGCCUUCUUUCUGUAAUUCCCGCUCACGAUCCGACUAUUGCUCCGCCGCGUCCGAAGCCAGUGGCCAAAUCAGACUCUUCGUCCAUUACCGAUGGCGAAGCAUCAAGGACAGGAACGACAGAUCCGCCCUUUCGAGUCGCAUACCACAUUUACAAACCCACACCAAGCUUCAAAAAGUCUGCGCCUGGUCCGCCGGAUUUCCGCAUCGCAGUUGUGAACGCGCGCGAGACAACCCUUCCUACACUUCCUCAGAUUGCUGCAUUGGUGGAGAGCACACCGUACUGUCCUCCGCCGGCAUCGAUGCAUCAGUCAAAUCAGAAGCUGCGCUACGGAUAUCGCAAUGUCGUGCUUGCUAUCGUGGAUAAUGGUGUGGUGAGCUAUAUGCGGAUCGGAGAUGCCGGGUUUGCGCAAGAGAGGCUGUUCGAGAGGUUCGAUGCGGUCAAGGCGGGCGGUGGAGGGAGGGGUAAUAAACGAGGUGGCGGAAGAGGUGGUGGGAGAGGUGGACGAGGUCGGGGAAGAGGGAGAGGAAGGUAGCACGUAUAUCUAUCACGAUAUGGUGUUGGAGUUCUUUAAAAAUAUCGGAAGAUCGAUGAGAGAUGGAUGCAUAUAUUUUUCCAGCAUAUAUCACGGGCGCAAGGCGGAGUUAUGGUUCAUUGACUAAAAAGACCCGGUUUCCAAUGGAUUUUUAGAUCUUCAUGGACAAAAUAUUAAGGAGAAUUCGAUUAAUGGUCUACAUGUUUCCUCUGGAAUAAAGUCGCGACACUAUAAGCAAGCAGGGCCGGACUGAAUAAGAAGGAAUGAUGAGUAGACUUUGCUUUGCCAUCUUCUUUAGACGUUCAACCCAUGGAAGAGAGGGGGAUGAACGCAUAUGCUCAGAUGG